AAAAAAAGCAAGAUUACAGGGCAGAGUAAUUUCUGUUGCCCAAGGCCCCGCCCACAUCAGGGAGGAGCAACGGUCGGAGCCAGGUUGAAUGAUUAAAUGAUUUUGAACAUUUGAAAUUUUAUCUGAGGCUGACUCCAAGUCUUUACCCAGGAUGGUGUUCAAAGAAACAGAGUCCUUUAUUAAAAGGUUUCCUCUGACUGGACAUGAUAAACCAGUGAAGAUCAUCGCAGAAACACAACCUGACACCAUCACAUCUGUAGGACAAACACACCUGAUGAUUUUCAACUUCAAGAACUCUGAGAAGAUUGUUGCUGAACAGAAGGUGGUUUGGGAGGAUUGCUCAGACAAAGGAUGCAGAUACAACAUCACUGUGGCUAACCAGAGGAACGGAGGAGGAUCCGCAUUUGUGUGUGGAAGCAGUCAUGAGGAAACCAACUGCUGUGAAAUGGAUAUAACAGCAAAUCCUCUAGAAGCCCGAUGUUCUCCCUCUCAGGAACUCCAACAUAUUAAACAAAGUAUUAAAGGAUUUGUCACAAAGGAAGGAGAACAUUCCAUCUUUGUCAAGUCUGGAAAUAACGCUUCGUUAAGUCUUUACAUGACCUCCUCUGGAAAUGGCGAGAACGUCGGGAUUUACCGCUUUGGGAAACAGAAGCUUGCACCUCACAGUCACAGCAACGAACAGCAUUUUGUGGGUCUGAUGCUCAGCAAGAGAGAGAAUUCCCUUCAGGACAGAAUUUACACUUUCUACAAGCAGAAAAACAAAGACACAGCACUGGACAGUGAUAAGUGGAUCCCCUUUGUGAGCCAGGUUUGCACGGCUGACAUUGGGGGCCGUAAGAACCUACUGCAGAAUAAGUGGACCUCCAUGAUGAACGCUCGGCUGUUCUGUGGAGAUCCAGAGAGAAAACAGUAUUUCUCUGAGCUGCUGGAUGUGAACAUUGUGGAUGCAGACCGAUGGGAGGAAACCAAAGUCUAUGCUCUCUUCAGGAAUGAAUGGGGUGUGAGCGCCGUCUGCAUGUACACAGUAGCAGACAUUCAUAAAGUCUUCAUGAAAUCCCCUUUUAAAGAACCUCAAACAAAACGCCAACCGGACAGGCCUCGGGAGUGUGUUCUGGAGAGUUCCAAGAUUUCUACAGCGAUCUUAAACAACAUUAAGGAGGUGUCAGAGAUGGAGGAAUGGGUGAAGCCUGUGAAAAACCAUCUCCCACUUCUGGUUCAUCGUCACAAUUACACUGGGAUCCACGUGGACGCUUCUCAGCACAGCAGCAACACUGUUAUUUUCCUGUCUUUAGCUAACGGUGGGAUUCACAAGGUGCUUCAGAGUGAAAAAGACACCUUUCUCAUUUCUGAGUACCGACCCUUCCACCAUCACGCCCACAUUAGCAGCUUCUUCCUCCACACCCCCACAAGAAAGCUGUAUGUGACGUCACACAGAGAAGUGGUUGAAGUUGAUGUGGUGAACUGUGAGCGGUAUGGAAACAGCUGUGAGGACUGCAUCCUCUCCAGAGACCCUUACUGCAGCUGGAGCAACAACCAGUGCGCAGAGAAACGAAGCUUUCAACAGGAUAUGAUCAGAGGAAACCAGGGUGGAUGCCCACAAUCUCGCUUCCACUCAACAGGGGAAAACAGCCCGAUCGUCCUUCCCUCUGGAUCCAGAUAUUUCCUGCGUUGUCCCGUGUCUUCCCUCCAUGCCGAGUACGUCUGGAAGACCCCCAGCUCCUCAAAGUCCUGCAGCCCAAAGGAGGACGAGUGUCUGCUUCUGAUUGAAAGCAUGAGCUCCCUGCAGGACGGAGGUUAUGAAUGCACGUCAGAGGAGCAGGGCUACAGGAAAGUGGUGGCACAGUACCAGCUGAUGAGCACGGCGCCGGGCCGGACAGCGCCGUCUGGGUUCACGUGGGUCUGUGUGGCUGCUGCACUGAUGGGGAGGUUCAGCUGGUAAAGGUCUGAUGUUACAUCAACAAAAACAAAGUAACUCUGCCUGAGUGAUUCUGUUGAUCACUUUGCCAGUCCCAAGCCUGGAAAAAAAAGAGGAGGAUUUGUUAAUUCUGUUUAUAUUUUAUUGAAUAUCAGAUAAUUUUCUAUAAAAGGACAUUAAAUGAAAAUGGAAAUAAUUUUCUAUUUGGGUACCAACUCAUUUAGCAACUUUUCUUACUGGAGUUUUUCCAAUGCUGAAGACUCACUGCUGCCCUCUAAUGGUCACAGAUGGCAGUACAGCUCAGUCAGUUCAAUGAGGACGAUCAAUUUUAAUAACUUAAAAACUGUGAAGUUGUUGUCACAUUGUGGCUUCAAAUGCGAAGCAGAGACAAAGCUUCAUACCUGCUCAGUUAUAUCACGUUUUAGAGCAGUUUUUCCAAAAUGUGACCCAAACAUCAACAUUUAAACAGGGAUCUGAGCCUCUCUGCAGAGCAGCAGCCAGACUGAUGCUAAAGUUUAUGUUCUGAAAUGUUUCUGAGAACUGCAGCUCUGGUUGAUGACAUUUUGAAUACAUUUUGAUAUAUUUUUUAAUUUGUUUUUUUGCAAAUGUUUACUUGUUCAUAGUUGUAUUUUUGAUAAAUGAAUGUGAUGCAUAUCUUGAUGUUAUAUAAGAUCUGUCAGAGUGGAUGUCACAGACUACCUCAGUUCAGGCAUUGAGUGCAUGAAGCCACACCCACCUCAGGUUGUAACAUUCUUGAAUGAUUUGCUUUUUUGCAGAAUGCUGUGUCAGAAAGUUGCACUUUAACUUCUUUUUUUCAUGUGAUGUUUGUCUGCAUGAUUUGAACUUGUAAAUGCGAAUCCUCUUUGCGAACGUGGAGCGUCCUUCUUUGCCAAAUUUUGUUAUAAAGUAUAAACAUUAUCAAAAGAAAAACAUUUCCUGAGUUCUCAUGUGAAAUUAAUAUAUUUUUUGUUCAACAAUUAUCAAGAAUGUAAUUAUGGAAUAAUCUGUCACUUUAACUUUGACAUGCUGAAUGCUUUGUUUGGACUUUUUUGUAAUCAUCAAAGUCAUGCUUUGUUUUUUUAUGUUUAAAUAAAAUUGGCACAAAACAAAA
Molecule: messenger RNA, 3026 nt
Organism: Oryzias melastigma (Indian medaka)
Lineage: Eukaryota; Metazoa; Chordata; Actinopteri; Beloniformes; Adrianichthyidae
Product: semaphorin-7A
Exons: 15
Coding region: 152-1939 (595 amino acids)
Biological process (GO): semaphorin-plexin signaling pathway; axon guidance; integrin-mediated signaling pathway
Molecular function (GO): semaphorin receptor binding; integrin binding; chemorepellent activity
Source: RefSeq, a predicted model, not a curated record